CAUGGUGACAGAAGACAGACUGUACACCCACUGAUGCAGACACUUCAUCUUCGUUCACAACACUUUUAGACCUGCAGAAAAACUCAGAUACAGCUGUGGAGUCGGCAUCUGAAGCGUAUUUCUCUUCUUUUUGAGGACAUCAUGCGCUGGAUGCUAGCUGGAUGCUGGGGGCUUGUGUUAAUCAGUCUGUCAGUUGCUGAUAACAAGAAACUGCAGAUCAGACAGAAACCCCGCUUCUAUGGUGUGACAGUUAACACCAAUGUGCCCAUUUACUGUUCAUCCUCACGACAAGACAAUUCUACUGUGCAGUGGUUCAAGGCCAACAAGAUCGGAGACGAGCAAACACCGCUAUUGACAUUGAUAGAUGACAACAUUAAUUUUCAAAACCAUGGUUUUAUGCAAAAGGCCUAUCUUUACAUCACCAAGAUACAAAUGAGGCACAGUGGCGUGUACUACUGCAUGGUAAAUGAAACACAGGGACCUGGAACCGAAGUAAACGUUUUCAGACCCGUUGCGAUGGAAAAGGCACUCUACAGGAGCAACGUGAAGGACGGUCUCAUUGUGUUCCAGGGUUUUCUUUUGGCUGUAUUCAUCGCUGCUCUGUUCCUACGUAAACAAAAACUGUGGGAACAAAGAGACAGCGAAUACGAGGAGCCGGAAACAGAUCACAUCUAUGAGGGCUUGGCGAUCGAGACAUGUGGUGGAGGUCUGUAUGAGGAACUCUCCGUGUAUGCUCAGGCUGAGGGAGCUGAGGCCCCGUGGGAGUGAGACUCACACAACUACUUUUCACCUGCUAAAGCCUCUGAAUGAGGACACAUAAUAUGUUCUUAAUUGCAACUUGUAAAGUCCUUAAAUAGUUUACUGAGAAUGGAGACGUGCCUUUUUCUCACAACACAAUACAUGGUUUGUUCGUAGAUGUGCAGCUGCAUGCUUGCCCUAUUUUUUUAAUGUGAUGUGCUGUUUAGUAACACUGUUUUGAAUUAAUCUGUUGUCGUAAAGUGUAAAUAAGCCUUUCUGCAAUUUAGACCCAAAAGCUGAUAUUUCAGCGGACCUUUUUGGUGCUUCUGGUGAUGUUUAUUUAAACUAUAUUGUGUAUCAGGUGGUCCUGUAAAAGCCCAGUCUAUCAGUCUAUCACAGGCUCUGGGUUGUACCCCUGCUCUUGAUCAGUGUGAGCUGGGACAGAAUCCACACCCCUUACGACUCUUAAAAAAUUAGUCUUACGUAAGUAGAUGGAUGGAUAAUUUCAUACUGACUGUACUAACAUGACAUUUUGAAGCCUGUGGGUGGUGGAAAAACAAAGACUAACUUGUGUCAGUAAGAACUAAAACAACAUCCUACUCGUUUUUUCAUUUUUCAGUUGUUUGUUAAGAUUAAGUAUAUACAUAUGUAUUUUGUUUGUUUAACAUGAAUAAAAACAAUAAACACA
This is a messenger RNA of Oreochromis niloticus (Nile tilapia), 1426 nucleotides long. RefSeq names its product CD79b molecule, immunoglobulin-associated beta. The record is from RefSeq and is a predicted model, not a curated record. Gene Ontology annotation, biological process: B cell differentiation; B cell receptor signaling pathway. Gene Ontology annotation, cellular component: external side of plasma membrane; B cell receptor complex. The coding region runs from base 142 to 768 and encodes 208 amino acids. The transcript is spliced from 5 exons. NCBI's taxonomy places the organism in Eukaryota, Metazoa, Chordata, Actinopteri, Cichliformes, Cichlidae.